AUGAUGACAUCUCCAGUGUUUGUGUUCUGUCUCACCUGUCUGUGCUUUGGGAGUAUGGCACAGACACCAGAUGUAAGCAGAGGGUCGUCUCUGAGUAAAGAGAGUGGAUUUAUAUCAGCUAACAUCGGUGAGACGGUUACUUUGCUCUGUUUCUUCCAAGGUGAUGCUGCAGCAAAGUUUUACUGGUACAAACAAACUCUGGGUCAGAGACCAACGCUCAUCUCCUCUUACUACACACAUGGAACAUCUUCAACCUUUCAUGGUGAACUCAAGGACAAUCCCCGCUUCACUCUGGAUGCUAAACCUGGUCAAAAUCACCUGAGGAUUGCAGACGUGCAAAUCUCAGACACAGCUGUUUACUACUGUUCUUACAGCUACUCAUUCAUGUUUGAGUUUAAAGAGGGCAUCACUCUCAGUGUCAGAGGUUCAGGUCGGGACGUGAAGCUUUUGAAUCAGUCUGAAAACGAGACCAUCCAGCCAGGAGGAUCAGUGACUCUGAGCUGUGUGGUGAACACUGGGAGCUGUGAUGGAGAACACAGUGUUUACUGGUUUAAAAACUCUGAGGGAGCUGAGCCAGGACUUAUUUACACCCAUGGAGGCAAUAAUAAUAAGUGUGAGAGGAAACCCAGCCAGCAGAGCUGUGAGUACAACCUACCACUGAGGAGUCUGAGUCGCUCUCAUGCCGGGACCUACUACUGCGCCGUGGUCUCAUGUGGACAGAUUCUGUUUGGAGACGGGACCAAGCUGGACUUUAAAGAUGAGGAGAACUUUCUUGGCUUGGUGUAUAUCUUAAACGGGGCGUUGACUUUUACCAUCAUCUUGGUCGUACUGUUGGCUGUUUGUCUCUGUGUGAUCACCAAGAGGAACAACUAUUCUCCUGCAGCAGAUCUCUCUGCAGCAACUGAACAGGGUGACUGCAAUGAGGAAAAUAUCCAUUAUGCAGCUUUAAGGGAACAAAGAGUCAACCGAUCCAGACGACAAGGAAACAACACUAAUGCUGAAUGUGUGUACUCUAGUGUAAAGCAGUAGAGACUCACAGGUUCAACAUGUCUGUACAGCCACAGUGAUCAAUGAUGAUUUUAAUUAAGCCAUUAAGACAUAGAUGUCAUCUUUUCUGUUUUCUUUUUACUUGAACUGCAAAGAUUUAAA
Cheilinus undulatus (humphead wrasse) is the source of this 1149-nucleotide messenger RNA. RefSeq lists its product as uncharacterized. Bases 1 to 1029 code for a protein of 342 amino acids. Gene Ontology annotation, biological process: response to bacterium. The transcript has 5 exons. Lineage: Eukaryota; Metazoa; Chordata; Actinopteri; Labriformes; Labridae. The record is from RefSeq and is a predicted model, not a curated record.